Molecule: messenger RNA, 1688 nt
Organism: Gordionus sp. m RMFG-2023
Lineage: Eukaryota; Metazoa; Nematomorpha; Gordioida; Chordodea; Parachordodidae
Product: ATP synthase mitochondrial F1 complex assembly factor 2-like
Exons: 7
Coding region: 248-790 (180 amino acids)
Biological process (GO): mitochondrial proton-transporting ATP synthase complex assembly
Cellular component (GO): mitochondrion
Source: RefSeq, a predicted model, not a curated record
UAAAAAGAUAUUUUAAUACUAGAAGUUUAAAUUUUAUGUAAUUGAGUCUAUUUUAUAUUAAAUAGUUAUUAAAAAAUUCUAUCAAAAUGUAAAUAUCAUUAAAAAUGAUGACUUGUAUAAUAUUUGUCUUGAUGGAAAAUGUUUAAAAUCUCCUUAUGGAAAAAUAUUAAAAACCAAUUCAGAAGGUUUAGCUCAUGCUAUUGUUCAAGAAUGGAUAUCUCAAAAAGAUAUUAUAGAUAAAAGCAACAUGCAUUUUACAACAAUGUUGAAUAUGUCUCUAGACAAUCCACAAAAAUUAUCUAAGGAUGCUUUAAUCACGAGUUUAUUAUCAUUUUUGGAAAAUGAUACAUUAUGCUAUAGAAAUGAUGGUGAAGAAUUAUAUAUGCUUCAAUCUAAAUUAUGGGAUCCUUUGAUUGAUUGGUUUGAAAAAAGAUUUAAUGUCAAAGUCAAUUCAACAGUUACUCUUUUAAAUCCAAUAACUGAUUCCAAUUCAAAAGAAAGACUGACUAGACAUUUAUUUAGCCAUAGUUUUGAAGUUUUAACAGGCUAUAAAUAUAGCUGUGAAGCCAGCAGAUCAUUAAUCAUAACCUGUGCUCUAAUGGAAGGAACCAUUGAUUCUGAAAAGGCUGCAAAUUUAGCUUUAUUAGAACAAAAUUUUCAAAUUCAGAAAUGGGGUAAUGUUGAAUGGAGCCAUGAUAUACAUGAAUGUGACGUUAUAUCUAGAUUAGCCAGCUCUUACAUAUUUUGCCAUUUUAAUCAAGAAAUCUCCAAUAUACAAUCUAUCUCUUAAAUUUGAAAAUUAUUAUAGUUAAUUUACAAUGAAAAAGACUACGUUAUGCAAACUCAUAUUAUAAUAAACAAAGAAUAUACUCCCUGUAUGAAAGAUUAUUGAUCAAAUUCAGAUUUUUUGUAAGAAAAAAUUUUCCAAUUGUAUUUGAUCACGUAUCAGGUCAAUUCAGCAAAACUUUUAUCGCGAAUGUCGUUUAUCGCGAAGGAAUUUUAUAGCGAAGAUAAUAUCGCGAAACCAAUUCCGCGCAUUUUUUUCCGUGAAACAUUUAUAGCGAAGACAAUAUCGCGAAUUUAUUUCUGCGAAUACAUUCUAGCGAAACUUUGAUCGCGAACUCGUUAUAGCGAAUUUAUUUCCGUGAAACCUAAACCGCGAAUACUUUAUAGCGAAUACAUUUUAGCGAAGCUUAUCGCGAACUCGUUAUAGCGAAACUUUAAUCGCGAACCAUUUAUAGCGAAUUUUCUACCACGAAUGUAUUUGCGCGAAAUUAUUAUAACGAGCGCAUGACCGCGAAAAUUGCAUAUUCAUUUUAAGUGAAAUUGAUAUAUUCAAUAUCAAUUUACUAACCGAAGUUUCUUAAAUCAUAAACGCGAAUGUUUUAAGAAUAUUUUAUUACGUAUUGUUUUUAAUAAGCAUGUAACCUCUAUCUGAUGUGAUAGAAAAUAUAUUAAUCUUUCUGGUCUCACUCACUCAUGGUUGUAAGUAUGGAGGGGACAUUUGUUAAGUUUUUACCAGAAUAAGUUAACCCCCCUCCCAACAUAAAAUUUUAUAGUGUGCUUUAUGUCUUAAAGUAAAUGAAAUACGUAUUUUCCAAUCUAGAUAAAAAAAUAUACUGAAAAUUAAGAAUUUUUUAUGGAUUUUCUCAGAUUAUUUUAAAAAUUAUAGAAGAUUUUACUGAUAA